GACUUACUUCCUGUUUACAAGCCUAUUUGACAACCAUUCAUUUGUGAAUCAUCGUUAAACUUAUCACAAUUCCAGCUACAGUACUUUCAUGUAGUAUCGACAGUCUUUAGUUACAGCCAUGAUUCCGUACACUGUAAACAUUAAACUGUCUGCACGGACACUCACCGGGACUCUCAGUUUACAAAACAAAACUGCAGUUGACUGGGGUUGGCAAGGUCUGAUCGCUCAGGGAUGCCACUCCAGCAUCCUUAUUAUUGACCCAAAGACCGCUCAGACCAUUCAGGUCCUGGAGAGACACAAAGCCAAUGUUGUCAAGGUGAAAUGGUCCAGGGAGAACUACCACCACAACCUGAGCUCCCCUUACUCUCUGCGCCUGGCCUCAGCCGACGCCGCAGGCAAAAUCAUCGUGUGGGACGUGGUGAGCGGUAUGACGCAUUGUGAGAUUCAGGAGCACUCUAAACCCAUCCAGGACAUGGAUUGGUUGUGGAAUCAAGAUGCGUCACAUGACCUGCUUUUGGCCGUGCACCCUCCCAACUACAUAGUGUUGUGGAAUGGAGACACGGGGACCAAGCUGUGGAAGAAGAGCUAUGCUGAGAACAUCCUGUCCUUCUCUUUUGACCCGUUCGACCCCUCAAAUUUAGCCUUGCUGACCAGCGAGGGGAUCGUUUUCAUCACCGACUUCUCGCCGUCUAAGCCCCCUGGCAGCAGCGGGAAGAAGGUUUACAUUGCCAGCCCACACUCCAGCCCUGCUCACAGCAAACCCGCUGCCACACAUCCCACUGGUGCUAAAAAAGCUCUCAACAAGGUCAAAGUGCUCAUCACCAACGAGAAGCCCAUGGCCGAGGCAGUAACCCUCAAUGACUGUCUCCAGCUGUCUUACUUACCCUCAAAGAAGAGUCAUAUGUUGCUGCUGUAUCCCAGAGAGAUCCUCAUCCUGGACCUGGAGCUCAGCCAGACGGUGGGGGUGGUGGCCAUCGAGCGUUCUGGUGUGCCCUUCAUACAGGUGAUUCCCUCCGCACAGAGGGACGCUCUCUACUGCCUGCACGAGAACGGCUGCGUCACACUGCGUGUGUGUCGAUCUACUGCGCUCUCAGCGGAGGAAACAGCAGUGGCGCCUGAGACGGAGCAGGGAGUUCAGGAGCUGUCGUAUGACCUGCGCUCUCAGUGUGAUGCCAUCCGUGUGACGAAGACAGUGCGGCCGUACCGAGCGGUGAUCUGCCCCGUCAACGAGAACAGAGCCGCCCUGGUGGUGAGCGACGGACGAGUCAUGCUCUGGGAGCUCAAAGCUCACACCGGCAAAGCAUCGUCCAACCUCAGUUCAGGUUUGUCCCCACUCUACUCUCCUGUAAACUUUUGUGGGACUCCAUUGGGUCUGAACCAGAAACGAAUCCCAGACCUCUCCCUCAACACAAUGAUCGGUCCGACUCUGAUCUCAGGUGUUGAUCCUCCUGUAUCCAUGGUGGGGCAUCAGGAGGUGCAGCUGAAAUUCCUACUGACAGGGCUGUGUUCUGGUUUGCCCCUGCCACCCUUCUCUCUGCGCAUGUGUCCUCCUUUAACCACUAAAAAUAUCCAGCACUACCAGCCGCUGCUGGCCGUGGGUUCGAGUAAUGGUUCGGUGCUGGUGUAUAACCUGACGAGUGGCCUCCUGCACAAAGAGCUCAGCGUGCAUUCAUGUGAAGUCAGAGGAAUCGAGUGGGUUAGUCUGACCAGUUUCCUGUCCUUUGCCACCUCUGCUCCCAACAACAUGGGCCUUGUGAGGAAUGAGCUUCAGCAUGUGGACUUGCGCACAGGCAGGUGCUUUGCAUUCCGAGGCGAGCGCGGCAAUGAUGAGCCAGCCAUCGAAAUGAUUAAAGUGUCGCAUCUAAAGCAGUAUCUGGUGGUGGUGUUCAGAGACAAACCCCUGGAACUCUGGGAUGUGCGCACGGGAACCUUACUGCGUGAGAUGGCCAAGAACUUCCCCUCAGUUACUGCAUUGGAGUGGUCUCCGUCGCACAACCUGAAAAGUCUGAAGAAGAAACAGAUGUUGGCACGGGAGGCGAUGGCCAGACAGACCACACUGUCGGACGCUGAGCAGAGCAGUGUCGAGUCGUCCGUCAUCAGUCUGUUGCAGGAAGCAGAGAGCAAGGCAGAGACGAGUCAGGGCAUCUCAGCCCGCGAGCACUUUGUGUUCACCGACACAGACGGCCAGGUCUUCCACAUCACCGUGGAGGGCAACACUGUGAAGGAAGGCACGCGCAUCCCUCCUGAUGGGAGCAUGGGCAGCAUCGCCUGCAUCGCAUGGAAGGGUGACACGCUAGUACUCGGAGAUGUGGAUGGAAACCUGAAUUUCUGGGAUCUGAAGGCCCGUCUGUCCCGGGGAAUUCCCACACACCGAGGAUGGGUAAAGAAGAUCCGUUUCGCUCCUGGAAAGGGCAACCAAAAGCUACUGGUGAUGUACGCUGACGGAGCUGAGGUGUGGGACACAAAAGAAGUGCAGAUGGUGAGCAGUAUCAGAGUGGGCCGUAAUGUGAGUUACCGUAUCCUGGACAUCGAUUGGUGUACAUCAGAUAAGGUGGUUCUGGCCUCAGAUGACGGCUGUGUCCGCGUGCUGGAGAUGGCCAUGAAAUCUGCCAGCUAUAGGAUGGAUGAGCAAGACCUAACAGAUCCAGUGUGGUGUCCGUACCUGCUGCUCCCUCGUGCUGCUCUCACCCUGAAGGCCUUCCUCCUGCUGCAGCCCUGGUCUGGAAACUUCACCAUGGACAUCACACAAGUGGACUACCAAGAGAAGGACGAAAUCAAAGGCUUGGUGCAGGAACAGCUGAACUCCUUGUCCAAUGACAUCAAAAGCGUACUCCAGGACCCAGAGCUCAAUCUGCUUCAACGCUGCCUCCUAGUGUCCCGGUUGUUUGGUGAUGAGUCAGACCUGCAGUUUUGGAAUGUAGCAGCGCAUUACAUCAAGUCUUUUGCCCAGGCACGGCAGCUGAGCGUACCAACUCCUGAUGGGCAGACAGAGCCAGAGUGCUCCCAGAGUACCACUCAGUGCCAUCUGGAUAUCUGCCAUGAUAUUCUGUGUGAAAGCUCCUUCUUUCAGAGAUUCCAGUUAGAAAGGGUUCAUCUCCAGGAGGUGAAGAGGUCCAGCUAUGAACACACAAAAAAAUGCGCAGACCAACUGCUUCUCCUGGGACAGACGGACCGGGCGGUGCAGCUGCUGCUGGAGACGAGUGCCGAGAACCCGAGCUACUACUGUGACUCACUUAAAGCCUGCCUUGUGACAACUAUUCCCUCCUCUGGACCUUCUCAGAGCACCAUUAAACUUGUAGCCACCAAUAUGAUUGCCAGUGGAAAGCUAGCAGAGGGCGUGCAGUUGCUGUGUUUGAUUGACAAGGCAGCAGACGCCUGUCGUUAUCUGCAGACAUACGGCGAGUGGAACCGCGCCGCUUGGCUGGCAAAGGUGCGUCUGAACCCAACUGAAGCCUCGGACGUGCUGAAGCGCUGGGCUGAGUACCUCUGCUCUGCUCAGGUCAAUCAGAAGUCCAAAGCAAUACUGGUGCUUCUCUCACUGGGCUGCUUCCAGAAAGUGGGCGAGAUGCUCCACAGCAUGAGGUAUUUUGACCGGGCGGCUCUUUUCAUUGAAUCCUGUCUGAAAUACGGCGUGAUGGAGGCCAAUGACGCUACUAAUAAGCUAAUAGGGGCAGCGUUUUCCUCCUACGCCGGACUCCUUCACUCGGUCGGAUUGAGAGAGGGAGCAGCGCUGUGGGCCUCCAAGGCUGGAGGAGCAGGAGAGGAGCUCCUGGAGGAGUUGUUCCAGAACGAAGGCUCCGGCUCCGGAUCCGAUCACACACCUGGGGAGGAGGAGAAGAAGAGCAGCCUGGGAAUCACUGAAUCGCUCUAGAGCUUUCAGGUUAAGGGGAGAACUUAAAUAAGUGUGUUUGUUUUAUAUUUGUUGGUGGGAGUUGCUUUGAGAAGGAAAAAAAUAAUUGAAUGUUAUUGAAUGUGAGCGUAUGUAAAGUGUGCGUGAGCGAGAACGCGAUCAUUCACAUGUACAAUAAAAGCAGGCACUUCAUCUUACUAUGGGUUUGUUUAACCUCUUUGCAUUGAGUGGUCAUGUUGCCCACUACCUUGUCUCUCUCACACACACGCGUAUACUAAGACAGUGAAAACACUUGAGCCAUUUUUUUUUUUAAAUGGCUUCAUCAUAAACCAUAACCAAAUGCAAUGUGCUGCUUCAGACAUUCCAAAGGUCUUUUUUUUUUUUGACCAAACAAUUCUGGGUCAUACAUGAAGUAUUCAUUGUGUAUGGAAUAAAAUGAGUGGAGUGUUUUUGUUCAUCUUAUACCACCGUGAUUCGCCAACAAUUACUUUUAGUUUCUCAUAUACAAAUAAACAAAAUGUCGAUCUUUUUGACCAUUUAACGUCGUGGAACAUCCAAGACUCAAGUUAGUCCCUGUUAUCACUUACUUUAUACCAGUCACUUCCUCAACAACAACUUCUGUCUCUCAAAGUUAAUAAGAGAAGAAACCAUGGCUGAAAACAUACAAAAGCACUCACACCCCAGACUCCUUCCCUAAACUGAUAAACGAAUAUCUCUGUAAAGAUCUACUCCAUAGCAAUGAUUAUACAUUUUUCAUCUCUUUGUUAAAUAAGCAACAGGUUUUCAUUUGGAUCUUAAUUCACUAUGUGGAGUGUGCGCACGCUGGACAAAGCCUUCUGAAUGAGCUGUUACUAUAGAAAUAAUGUAUUAGAAAGAAUGAGCACAUUGAUGUACAGUAAAUCUAUCAUUGAUGUCACACCUGGGACUACUGACAUAGCCGUGCUCUAGGAAAUGAAUCAAAAUCUUCCCUUUUUUGAGAAUUUGACAAUAUCGAAGUGAGAUAAUGACGUGUAAAAACACAGUAUUUAAGAAUGAAAUGUCUGAGGAAUAUGACGGAGUAUUAGGGCCAUGGUACAUUAAAAAAAAAUCAAAGAAUUUCUAAGAUUAAAGGUGUGGGGGGGAACUCAGAUAUUCUUGAGAUUAUAAAGCUACAAAUGUACAAGGAAAAAAAAAACUCUCAUGCUUUGUAGCUUCCUGGCUGCAGUGCAUUCUGAGAACUGGAGUUAAAAUAUUUUAGCACUUUAUUCCUUCAUAUUGCACGAUCGAGGAUUUCCUAUAACUCUCAGCUCAGCUGUGUGAGAGUAACAGAGAAUUUGGGUAGAUGUGGAGAAUCCACACACUGAAAGUAACGGGAAACUGCUCGCGCACAGUAAUUACAGUAUACGUUUAUAAAUUGCUAAAACAAAUAGAAAAGUAAAUAAAACCUGCGUGGUUUAUACGGUCCUUUUGCAUCCAGUCAAUCACAAGCUUCCUGGCUGGAAUACAUUCUGGGAAAUGUAGUUGCAAAUCUCUUAGCACUUUAUUCUCUUGUAUUGCACGAUUGAAAAGGAAGAGACUGCAUUUCCUGUAAGUGUAGGCUCAGCCGGGGCGACUGUGGUGCGACUACGUUCAUCCGACCUUUCAAAGUGAAGCGAUGCGGAUCCUUGAGGGGGAAAAAAAAAAAAAAAGAUAUUUUGAGAUUAUUUUUUUUCCUCGUAGAAAAUUUGUGAAUUUUUAAUCCCAGAUUUUUUUUCCCUCAAAUUUCUGACUUAUAAAUCUUGGAAUUUUAUGACUUUAUAAUCUCAGAGAAUAUCUGAGAUUACGAGUUUUGCUCAUAAAUGUACAUCUAUCGUUUCAGAAAUUGAGUUUUUUUUUUUUUUAAAUAACUUUCAAUGACCCUAAUACGCCAUUGUAGUGGAAUGAACAUGUUUAAACGUCACAUAUACUGUACAAGGAGAAAUGUAUGAAUUAUAUAAUGAAAGAUUUAUGUAACCAUUUAGAAUCAGCUCCAGAACGAGUCUGAUGUAGAGUACAUACAGAGAGUGGGACCAGAUAUUGGGGAGGAAUAAAAAAAUAAAACAGACAGAAUUGAAAACUUUAAAAUCUUGUCAUCCAGCAUGAACAUAGCUACACUGUGGUGUCCCCUUUUUAAAGUAAAGCAUAAUUAUCAGUGCUGUUUUGGGUAAUGUUAGUGCUGUAGUUAUAUCUGUGUGUGUGUGUGUUAUUACAGUCAGAGAGAAAUAUACAGUAGUGUUAAUUUCUCAGCCUCGUGUGUGUCUCUGUUUUGACAGCUGAUUGUUCAUAAAUGUAUCCCUGUGCUGUUCUUCACCGAGUUCUUUAUAAGAAACCUCUUUGUUCCAGAAACAUUGUUGUUGUUUGUUCCUGGCUUCCUUUUUAAGCAAAUAUUGACUCUGAAUAUUGUAAUGAUGGAUGUGGAAUCAUUCUGAAAUUGUCUACAUGGUGAUGUUUCCUUGUAAACAGAAGCACAGUGAAUUGGUGCAUGCAGUUGCUUUGUGAUUAUCAAAUGAAUAAAUAUGUAUAUAGGAAAAGCAAUAAACGUCUAUGGAACGUUA
Messenger RNA from Neoarius graeffei (lesser salmon catfish), 6402 nucleotides. It is a transcript of the gene wdr11, whose product is annotated as WD repeat domain 11. Gene Ontology annotation, cellular component: cytoplasm. The coding region runs from base 119 to 3871 and encodes 1250 amino acids. Gene Ontology annotation, molecular function: protein binding. The transcript is spliced from 29 exons. The record is from RefSeq and is a predicted model, not a curated record. Lineage: Eukaryota; Metazoa; Chordata; Actinopteri; Siluriformes; Ariidae.